AUGCAAGCUAACUACAGAUAUUAUCCCACUUACAGAGAGACUCCGACCAAGCAGGAUAUAUUCGAGUAUAUCAAAGAAGGGAGAGCGUCUGCGCUUCAGACGUUCAAUGAGAUGAUCUUUGAACAGGGUAUUAUCGACUUUGAGCCUGCCGUGGAGUACCUCAGCAAAUGUCCGAUGGCUGUUCCAGCGUACCUAUCGAUGGCUGGGACUGGUGAUGAGUUCAAAGCUGCAGUUCUUACUCGUGAUGAAGAUGGUUUGGCCAUUGACCAGAACGGUGAGGUACACGAGCCUGCAUAUUUGAACAAUCAGACUGGUGAUUACAGCGAGGCCGAUAAUUGGUAUUUGGUGCAGACCAACUACGAUCGCUGGGAGGCCGAUCCGAUUUCUGAUCCUAGACGUACUGUUGCUGAGAACUGUGUGAAGGAGCAUGGUAAGACUAACGAUAUAAAGUCUACCUGGGAUGUUGUCAUGGAUUGCUCCUUUUUAAGCGGAGUCUCUACGAAUCACACUAUUUAUACCUCCAUUAUGGAUCCCACAUAUGGUGACUUCUCCACCUAUAUUCGUUAUGAUGCUGAUGAUGCUUGGAACAAGAACCAUCAGUGA
Messenger RNA from Perkinsus marinus ATCC 50983, 603 nucleotides. RefSeq lists its product as hypothetical. Gene Ontology annotation, molecular function: hydrolase activity, acting on carbon-nitrogen (but not peptide) bonds. Lineage: Eukaryota; Perkinsozoa; Perkinsida; Perkinsidae. The record is from RefSeq and is a predicted model, not a curated record. Bases 1 to 603 code for a protein of 200 amino acids. The transcript has a single exon.